AUGCAUCUCUCCAAAACUCAUACAAUGAAAUUUUUGACUUCGAUAUCAUCGAAUGUCAGUCAAACCUUUGUUCGCACCUUAUUCAAUCCUUUUGGAUCAAAAUCAAUCGAAGCAGCCAAAGAUGCACAUUCAAAUCUAUUGACAAAUACCGAAAAUGUCUUCGAACUACAACAUCACACUGUAAAACCAAGCGCAAUGAAUGACUACGAAGCCAUCUAUUGCGACUACACAUCGCAAUUGAUUAAUAAGCAUGCUGCUAAUGGUCUUGUUCAUACCGGUUCAUGGAAAGUACACAUUGGUAAUGUACAAAAUCAAUAUGUACAUAUCUGGAUGUAUAAAAAUUUUCCUCACUUGGAUGAAUUUUUGGAUGGCAGUGACAAAGACAAUUCGAUGAAUGAUAAAUUAAAUAAUCAUAUCGUUAAACGGUCAAAUCAGAUUUGUCUUUCAUUUUCCUAUUUUGGUAUUCCUCAACCACGCUCAAAAUCCGAGGAUCAAUCGAAUCCGAACAUUUAUGAAAUGCGUUCGUAUUGGCUCAAGCCUGGUACAUUAAUCGAAUGGGGAAAUUUAUGGCACAAAGGUGUUCAGUAUCGUCCCGAUGCCAAAGUUCUCGGUGUUUUCUCCCAGAUCGGCGAACUGUAUAAUGUUCAUCAUAUGUGGUCGUAUAAGAACUUUCUACAUCGUAAACAAAUGCGUACAAAUGCAUGGGCUAAACCCGGUUGGUCUGAAAAUGUCGAGUAUACAGUCCCGUUAAUUCGAAAAAUGGAAUCAAAGAUUCUCGUACCAAUGAAAAACUCACCGAUGCAAUGA
This is a messenger RNA of Adineta ricciae, 807 nucleotides long. The record is from the annotation of a GenBank genome assembly. NCBI's taxonomy places the organism in Eukaryota, Metazoa, Rotifera, Eurotatoria, Adinetida, Adinetidae.